Sardina pilchardus (European sardine) is the source of this 893-nucleotide messenger RNA. Its product is annotated as chymotrypsin-like elastase family member 2A. Gene Ontology annotation, molecular function: serine-type endopeptidase activity. Lineage: Eukaryota; Metazoa; Chordata; Actinopteri; Clupeiformes; Clupeidae. The record is from RefSeq and is a predicted model, not a curated record. The transcript has 8 exons. The coding region runs from base 15 to 818 and encodes 267 amino acids. Gene Ontology annotation, biological process: proteolysis.
UUGUAGAUAGAAGGAUGAUGAAGUUUGUGGUCCUCGCUGUUCUCGUCGCUGGAGCCUACGGUUGUGGGCUGCCCACCUUCACCCCUGUGGUGACGAGGGUGGUGGGAGGAGUGGAUGCCAGAGCUAACAGCUGGCCCUGGCAGAUCUCUCUGCAAUACACCAGGAAUGGCAACUGGUACCACACCUGUGGAGGAACCCUCAUCUCUGACUCCUGGGUCCUGACUGCUGCCCACUGCAUCAGCAGCAGCAACACCUACCGCGUGGGUCUGGGGAAGCACGACCUGACCGUGGACGAGGCCAACGCCCAGUUCAUCAACGCAGGACAGAUCAUUGUGCACGAGACGUGGAACCCCUUCUUCAUUCGUAAUGAUAUUGCCCUGAUCAAGCUGGAGACGCCCGUCACCGUCUCUGACUCCGUCAUGCCCGCCUGUCUGCCCGAGGCUGGGUACAUUCUGCCCCACAAUGCACCUUGCUACGUCACCGGCUGGGGACGCGUCUACACCGGCGGUCCCAUUGCUGAUAUCCUGCAGCAGGCUCUGCUCCCCGUGGUGGACUACGCCACCUGCUCCAAGUACGACUGGUGGGGCUCCCAGGUCAAGGACACCAUGGUGUGUGCAGGAGGAGAUGGUGUUGUGUCCGGCUGCAAUGGUGACUCCGGCGGCCCCCUGAACUGUCAGAACGCUAACGGCGCAUGGGAGGUGCACGGAAUCGUCAGCUUCGGAUCCGGAAUCAGCUGCAACCUCGCCAAGAAGCCCACCGUCUUCACCCAAGUCAGCUCCUACAUGGACUGGAUCAGCGCCCAAAUGGUGUACUACUGAACAGGAGUCGCUUCUGGACCAGAACCAUCAGCAUGUUCUAGGAACAGGCUGAAAUAAAGCUGCAGUUCAACUCAA